This is a messenger RNA of Pieris rapae (cabbage white), 3191 nucleotides long. RefSeq names its product pyrroline-5-carboxylate reductase (gene P5cr). The coding region runs from base 281 to 1111 and encodes 276 amino acids. NCBI's taxonomy places the organism in Eukaryota, Metazoa, Arthropoda, Insecta, Lepidoptera, Pieridae. Gene Ontology annotation, biological process: L-proline biosynthetic process. The record is from RefSeq and is a predicted model, not a curated record. The transcript has 5 exons. Gene Ontology annotation, molecular function: pyrroline-5-carboxylate reductase activity.
AUUAAACAAAAAUAUUACAAAAGUAGGUAGUUACUCACAUUUGACAUUUUGCCUCCACCAAAUAUAUUUCCGAAUUCUUAUUAUUACCAGCCAGAUCAUUUAUAUUAUAAUACAUCACAUCAAGUUAAUUUUUCGUAAUUUUUAUUUAACUUAUGAUUGCAAAACUUUGUCUAAAGUGGUUUUUCUAUAACAUUAGAAGUCAUAAUAAUUAAAUUUCACACGCUUAAAAAAAUAUCUGAAAAUCCUACUUCACAAACAUCGUCUACAUUAGAGUCUUAAAAUGUCUUACAAUUUGGGCUUUAUCGGAGGAGGCAAUAUGUCUACAGCAAUUUUUCAAGGGAUAUUAAAAAAUGGUGACCAUCCUGCAUCGAAGAUUUGGGUGUCAGGACCUCAUUUGGAAAAUCUAUUGCACUGGAAAGAACUGGGUGCAAGCAUAACAAAUAAGAAUGGAGACAUUUACAGUACCUGUGACAUGAUAUUUCUUGGAGUCAAACCACAAUUUUUAUCCAAAGCUAUAAGUGACUGUUACAAUACAUUACCUCUGAAUAUGCCUGCUAAGAAAGUAUUAUUUGUUUCAAUAUUAGCUGGCACUAAUAUAGAACAAAUACACAAGGCUCUGAGUAUUCUACCUGGUGAAAAACAAGUGGUCAGAACAUUGCCAAACACUCCUAUGGCAGUUGGUGCUGGUGCCUGCUUAUACACGCCAGAUAAUACAGUCACUGAAGACCAGUGCAGAAAGGUUGAAAUGCUUCUCUCAGGAUGCGGUGUUUGUGAAAGAGUAGAUGAACAUCUAAUGGGAUCUUUAGGCUCUCUUAUCGGAUGUGGCCCUGCUUUUAUGUAUAUUGCAAUUGAAGCCUUAGCUGAUGGUACAGUGAAACAAGGUGCACCCAGGGCAUUAGCAAUGAGACUUGCUGCCCAAAUGGUCAUGGGUAGUGGUAAAAUGGUACUAGGGAAUACAAAACAUCCUGGGCUCUUGAAGGAUGAAGUCUGUUCACCUGGUGGAUCAACCAUCUGUGGUGUCACUGCAUUGGAACAGGGCAAAUUUCGGGCAACAUUAAUCAAUGCAAUCGAAGCGGCAGUGUUACGAACUAAGGAAAUGGAAAAUAAGUAAAAACAUUGGUAAGAAAUGAGUGUAGAAUUAAAGUAAAGUAAAGUUAUCUUUUGUAAAAAACAAGAUAAUUAGCACGCUGCACAUUGUACAUAGUAGACAUUUUGAUAUAUUUUUGAUCUGGAAAUAAUUAAUGAGAAACAUGUAUAAUAUAUUAAUUUUUCAAUACUAUUUGUUUCUUGCUUCAAGUGUUUCUCUUUUGUUUUUUAGAUAGCUAUAUAUAUAUCUUCUGAUUGCAAUUAAACUCAUGGGCGGAGUGGAUUUGACAAUGGUUUCAAUUAUUUACAAUUAUCUAGUUAUGUUUUGUUUGUUUUAUUAAGUUUGACAUUUGUGUAUUUCUGACGUGUUUACAGGUCUGACGGGUACUGGUAACUAAAAGCAAUUUUUUUUAGGUUAUCUCAAAACUUAUAAUCUAAUAACAUUAAAAAUCUAAUCAUUAGAUUGAUACAUAUAAUAAUCAAUGUAUGCAUUGAGUGCAUAAAAUACUUUUUAUGUAUCGCAAUAACUUAAAAAAUACGAGACAAUUUUUAGUAUUAUUUUACACCGAAAUCCAAGCUAAAAUCGUUAUGUUUAUUGCAGAACGUUUUUAAUAAUUAUACUUAUUAACAUUUAAAACAAAAAAAAAAUUGUGACGGUGGAAAUAAAUUUGAAUUUCUUUCGCGUUCUAGAAUACGUAACAGUUAAAUGUCUCUAUCUCUAACAAGAAUCUAUCGUUUUUUAGUUUUAAUUUUUUUUAACCAAAGAAUUUACCUGAUUUUAUCAUAUCAAGGCUAUAGAUAAAUAAAGUCAGCUAAAAGCGCUAGAUUUCGUAGUUUUUUCACGCAUGACCUCUUUUAUGGCACCACUUAAUUAAUAUGUACUCAAAUAAACUGCUAAUCUAGCAGCUGAACAUUUUUGAGCGCUGACGAACCUAAAUUAUCGCUGGAAUGAAAUCGAGUAAUUUCUUUGGUUUAGCUACUGAAAGUAUUACAAAUUUCAAAAUAAACUUCUGUUGUUUACACAGCGAAACUUCGUCAGUAACCACGAUUGGUAAAAUAUUGUAAUUAUUUAUUGAAUCUCGAAUUUUUUUCUAUGAUCUGUUUAUAAAAAUACCUAAAUAUUUAAAAGCCCAAUCUAAUUGAGCAUAAAAUCUUAUUAUUUAAGAAUAACAGUAUUAAGUACAUUAAUAAUUACAGUAUUUAAGUGGAAAGAUAAACGAUACAAUACUCAAUUGUUGUAAUAUUUUACCUCAUUUCUGUUUUGCUGUAUUUGUAAAUGAACAAUAAUAAACUAUGGAACUCAACCUCUUUUAUUAUACUAUAAAAGAAACUUCUAAUGUGACUUACAACAAGGUUGCGUUAAACAUUUAACGUUCCUUGGGGCUUAGAUGCCUUGACAGUUGUGUUUUUAGAAAAUCGAAAACUAAAUUUGUAUGAAUAUGAUAUUAUGUCGAUAUAAUUUGUUUAUUCACCUUGGAGAGAGGGAAUAGAAAGAGACAGUGAGAGUGAAUACGUGGCACUCGAACGCAUGCGCGCAGCGCGUAUUAUAAGUUACAGGCCAACGAGUAGCGUCCAAUAUUCUAACGCAAGAGGGAAACGGAAAGAUAGACAAAGGUAGAAAGAGAGUGAGUCGGUAGAUCCCAGGCAAGUGGUGUUCUUGCUAGGCAGCGAAGUUAACAGUGUGACCGUCGUGUAAUUAGCUGAAAUACGUAAUAUUCAUUAUUUCAUUUAUAAAAAUGCGAUCAAUUGUGAAUUGUAAGCUAUAUUCAUAAAGAAACAAAAACUAAAAACCGAUUUCUGCCCCUACCUAUUCUCAUUUCCACAUUCAAAGUUUCACUUCUUCCCCGCGGCGGGACUCCACGCACUAUUUUUUAUACAUUUAAUUGCUGUUAUAAUUGGUAAUUUUUAACGAAUUAUUUUUAUUAAAUAUUGAAAAAAACGUGUUUUUCAAAAGGUUUUAUUUGAUUAAAGCAUACAUAAAAAAAAUACAAACACAAUCUUUACCCAAAAUGCUCAGCAAUGCAUUUUCUAAACGCGACUUUUCGAUGCUAUACUUUCAUAUUAAUUGUCAUAUACAAUUUAAUAGAUCAAAGAUUUCAUAGUCU